Messenger RNA from Oreochromis niloticus (Nile tilapia), 914 nucleotides. Its product is annotated as zinc finger BED domain-containing protein 1-like. Bases 10 to 435 code for a protein of 141 amino acids. The record is from RefSeq and is a predicted model, not a curated record. The transcript is spliced from 2 exons. Gene Ontology annotation, molecular function: protein dimerization activity. NCBI's taxonomy places the organism in Eukaryota, Metazoa, Chordata, Actinopteri, Cichliformes, Cichlidae.
AAGACAGAAAUGGUGGAAUCGGCUAGACGUACACAUAAUCAGGAGAAGAGGUCUCGCACUGAAACUGCUCAAAAUUCUCCAAGUGCACAGGCCUCUGGGGGAAAGGCAAAGAAGACUCUUGGUAGUCUUUUUAAAACCAGUGCGGCCUCUUCAGCUUUGCCUCUGCCACUUGAAGAUGUCGUGGAGGCAGAGUUGAAUAGUUACCUGUUGACCCCUGUCAUUGACGGAGAGGAUGAUCCCUUAGCCUGGUGGAAGGUGCACAACAUUCACUUUCCACGACUGUGCAAGAUGGCCCGCAAAUAUCUGUGUGUGCCAGCCACAAGUGCCCCCUCAGAGCGUCUGUUCAGCACUGGAGGGAAUAUAGUGACCUGCACUCGCUCAUCCUUAAAGCCAGCAAAAGUAGAUAUGCUGGUCUUCCUAGCAAAAAACCUGUGAGCUAGGAUGAUUAUGGCUAGCUGAGCCAUACUCAUUGUGCACUUUAGUUUGUGCUGUGUUGCUGUUACUUACUGCAGAUAAUCAAGAUGUUCAGCCAGUUUUAAUUUAAAGGCGUGUUUGUGUGUGUGUUUAUACAAUUGCUAUUAUGUUUGCACUUUAUGUGUAAUGUUACUGACUGCAGAGAUCAGUAAGAUGUGUGUAUUUUUUAUUUAUUAGUUUUAUUUAUUUAAUAUUAUUUUUUAAUUUAAUGACUGUCUAGUAGUUCACAGAUGUCGAAAAACUGAGUGUGGUAAAGCCACUGAUUUUUUUAUGUAUAUUUCUGCAAUCUGCACAUUGUACUGACUUUCAUUUUAAUGUUUACACCAGGGUUCCUUGUCAGCACUUUAUGCUCAGAUGUUUGUAAGCUAAAAAUAAACUAUUGUGUAUGUUCAAAUAUACUGUUGUGAUUGAAGAAGUUAAAUAAAAAUGUCAGUCAUCAA